UUCAACCACAAGCUUCUCUUAUGACAACAAAAAAAUUAACCUUGAGAGUUCUUUCUGCAAAAUAUGAAUACUUGCUUCGUGACUAUACAUGUGAAUGCUUAGAGGUACAAAGACGUCUUGCACAAAAUCGCGAGGCUGCUCGUAAAAGCCGUUUGCGGAAGAAGGCUUAUGUUCAGCAGUUAGAAUCAAGUCGUGUGAUGCUCAUUCAGUUGGAGCAGGAGCUUGACAGAGCUAGACAACAGGGCCUGUAUAUGGGUGGUGGAGUAGAUGCUAGUCAGCUAGGUUUUGGAGGACCUACAAACCCAGGGAUUGCAACUUUUGAGAUGGAGUAUGGGCACUGGUUGGAGGAGCAAAACAGACAUAUUUGUGAUAUGAGGACUGCUUUAAACGCUCAUAUAAAUACAAGCAACAAGAGGCUUAUGUUCAGCAGUUAG
Populus euphratica (Euphrates poplar) is the source of this 434-nucleotide messenger RNA. Its product is annotated as transcription factor TGA1-like. Gene Ontology annotation, molecular function: DNA-binding transcription factor activity. The record is from RefSeq and is a predicted model, not a curated record. NCBI's taxonomy places the organism in Eukaryota, Viridiplantae, Streptophyta, Magnoliopsida, Malpighiales, Salicaceae. Gene Ontology annotation, biological process: regulation of DNA-templated transcription. Bases 21 to 434 code for a protein of 137 amino acids. The transcript is spliced from 5 exons.